AUGGCCACCAAGAGCCCCUUAUACCUCGGCUUCGAUCUCUCAACACAGCAACUCAAGGGCCUCGUGGUCUCGUCCGAACUCAAAGUCGAGUAUGAAGCCAAAUUCGACUUUGACGCGCACUCGCGCGGAUUCGAUAUCAAGAAGGGCGUCAUGACCAACGAAGCCGAGCACGAGGUCUUUGCGCCCGUGGCCUUGUGGCUGCAAGCGCUGGAUUGGGUUCUGACCAAUUUGAAAGAGCAAGGAUUGGACUUUACGCGUGUCAAGGGAAUUAGUGCUGCGGGUCAGCAGCAUGGCAGUGUCUACUGGAGCAGGGAUGCAGGACGCUUAUUGCGCGAUCUGGAUAGUAACAAGUCCCUGCAAGAUCAACUUGCCGGUGCUUUCUCGCAUCCGUUUAGUCCCAAUUGGCAGGAUGCGAGUACCCAGAAGGAGUGUGACGAGUUUGAUGCUUACUUGGGUGGUCCUGAGGUUCUUGCUCAAGUGACUGGUAGCAAGGCGCAUCAUCGAUUUACUGGCCCCCAAAUCCUUCGCUUCCAGCGCAAAUACUCUGAGCAGUACAAGAAGACUUGGAGAAUCUCGCUUGUCUCUUCCUUCAUAGCGUCACUUUUCCUGGGUGACAUUGCACCCUUUGACAUCUCGGAUGUCUGUGGAAUGAACCUGUGGAAUAUCAAAGCAGGCUCGUGGGAUGAUCGCCUACUCAAGCUUUGUGCAGGGAAAUUCGGAAUUGAUGACUUAAAACAGAAGCUUGGAGAUGUACCGGAUGACGGCGGGCUUCAUCUGGGGAAGAUACACAAGUACUUUGUUGAGCGCUAUUCGUUCAGCUCAGACUGUACGAUCAUCCCAUCAACCGGAGAUAACCCGUCUACGAUCCUUGCAUUGCCCUUGAAGCCUUCUGAUGCAAUGGUAUCUUUGGGAACAUCGACUACAUUUUUGAUGUCUACACCGGUAUACAAACCAGAUCCUGCCACGCACUUUUUCAACCACCCCACAACGCCUGGUUUACAUAUGUUUAUGCUAUGUUAUAAGAACGGUGGCCUUGCGCGAGAGCAUGUCCGCGAUGCGAUCGAUAAAAAGCAAGCUGGAGGAAGCGCUGCGGACGGUCCAUGGGCAAAUUUCGAUAAAGCCUUACUGGAAGUCCCCGCUCUAGGCCAGAGGACCAAGUCCGAUUCCAUGAAGAUGGGCCUUUUCUUCCCGCGCCCAGAAAUCGUGCCGAACUUGCGCGCUGGCCAAUGGAGGUUCAACUAUAAUCCUCAAGAGCAGAGCCUUGAAGAGACAACAUCCGGCUGGGAUAUACCAACAGAUGAGGCGCGCGCCAUUGUCGAAAGCCAGUUCCUAUCGCUGCGACUGCGCUCGCGAGGACUCACCACUGUUCCCGCCGAAGGGCUUCCACCGCAACCCAAACGCGUCUAUCUUGUCGGUGGGGGAUCGCGCAACAAAGCUAUCGCUAAACUUGCUGGGGAGAUCUUGGGCGGUCACGACGGGGUAUACAAGCUCGACGUCGGCGAAAACGCAUGUGCGCUCGGUGCAGCGUACAAGGCUGUUUGGGGAAUCGAAAGACAGCCAGAGCAGACGUUUGAGGAUUUGAUCGGCAAGCGAUGGCAUGAAGAGGAAUUCGUCGAGAAGAUAGCCGAUGGCUAUCAGCCCGAGGUUUUUAACAAAUAUGGCGUUGCAGUAGAAGGGUUCGAUCGCAUGGAGCAGCAGGUAUUGCAGCAAGAGGGGCGUAACCAGACUCUCAAAUCACAAGCCUUCGAAUUCCUGAAUCAGCUCCGUGCCGACCCCACGGGAUGGCAGGUUUGCCUGGCCAUUUUUACCAGGACGCCGCGUCAUUCGGAGGUUACUCGCCAUGUCGCACUUGAAGUCGUCAAUAGCGCCACUCAGUCGGGUCUGAUUGACUUGCAAGGCUUGCAAUAUAUCAAAGAUGGGUUAAUGGGGUACCUGCGGCAGAUCUAUGCAGGAGAAGGGGCAACCCCUGAUGGCGCCGCAAUCCAGAACAAGAUCGCUCAAACUAUAACAUAUCUAUUCUCUGCCCUAUACGCUAAUGGAUGGGAAAGCUUUUUCGAUGAUCUUCUGGCCUUAACCACCAGCGAUCCGUCCACAAACAUUCGCAACAAUCCCCUCGGUGUUGUUUUCUACCUUCGUGUCGUCUACUCAAUCCACGACGAGAUCGGCGAUGUUCUACUUCCUCGGUCCCGCGAAGAACAGGACAAGGCAAACACUUUGAAGGAUCUGAUUCGGCAACGAGACAUCCAUAAAAUUGCCGGCUCUUGGAAGGACAUCCUAUCCCAAUGGCAAGAAGGCAACGAUCAAAUUGUGGAAAUGUCCCUCAAAGCCAUUGGAGGCUGGGUCAGCUGGAUUGAUAUUAGCUUGGUGGUCAAUCAGACCAUGCUCGAUCUUUUGUUCCAGCAGCUUUCUCGUGCGCAGAAAUCCGAUCUCCGGAACGGAGAGGAGAAAGUACGAGAUGCGGCUAUUGACGUUUUCACCGAAAUUGUGGGCAAGAAAAUGAAAGCAGAGGACAAAAUUGACAUGAUCAUCUUUUUGAAUCUUGACAGUAUCAUUACCCAACUCUCGAACAGCCCUCCCUUGAAUGAAAACCGCUUCACCUCCAAGUACGAUACCGACCUUGCCGAAACCGUCGCGAAACUUGUUAACAUAACCGUCAUUGAUAUUGUCCGUGCUUUGGAUAAUGAUGCAGUACAAGUUGAAACCAAGGAAAAAGCAAAUAACUUGCUGCAGACUUUCUUGGUCCAUGUUUUACGGUUCUUCUCUGACGAUUACGAUGAAAUUUGCUCUACACUCAUCGUUUGUGUGUUGGAUUUGCUGUCUUACUCGAGGAAAGUCUCCAAGUCGAACACCGAGAUUCAAAACCAACAUGCUCCAAUGUUAUUGCCUAUUUUAAAAGCUAUAAUUGCUAAAAUGCGAUACGAUGAAACAUCAUCAUGGGGGGAGGAGGACGAGCAGACUGAAGAAGCUGAAUUCCAAGACCUUCGCAAGCGAUUAAAUAGUCUUCAGCAGAUUAUUGCCACAGCAAAUGAGCCUCUUUAUAUAGAUGUUGUAUCCGAGGUGGUGGGAACGACUUUUGAAAACCUUCGCCAAUCAGGGGGUCAGCUUGAUUGGCGUGACCUUGAUUUAGCCUUACAUGAGAUGUUCCUUUUCGGUGAACUUGCCGUUAAGGCUGGGGGUCUUUACUCCAAGAAUAAGCCGAACAGCAUCGCUGCUGAGAGACUCAUUGCGAUGAUGGCCAGGAUGGUGGAAUCUGAUAUCAGAUCUUUCAAUCAUCCUGCAACCCAGCUGCAGUUUAUGGAAAUCUGUGUGCGCUACAGCACCUUUUUCGAACACCACACUCACCUCAUGCCCGGCGUGCUAGAGAGUUUCCUCCAGUUCGCUCACCAUCCGAUGGAGCGGGUGAAGACACGUUCCUGGUAUUUAUUUUACCGCUUAGUCAAACCCCUUAAAACGAAGAUUGGUAAUGUUGCCGAGACGGUUAUUGAAGCGUUGGGUGAUCUGCUGGUCAUUCGAGCGGAGCUCCCUGCCGAGGGCGACGAUGGUGAUGAUAUGUCUUCAGCGGAUCAUGAAAGCUCUGCGGAUGCUAGGUUCACUAGCCAGCUUUAUCUUUUUGAAGCCGUCGGGGCGUUGUGUUCGGCCCCUCCUGUUCCAGGCGACAAACAAGUUGUGUACGCUCAGUCUGUAAUGAACCCUAUCUUCGUCGACAUGGAGAACAAUCUGGCAUUAGCAAAGUCUAAUGAUGAACGUGCACUGUUGCAAAUACACCACGAUAUCAUGGCUCUCGGAACCCUUGCCAAGGGAUUCUCCGACUCGACACCGGGCUCACAGACAUCAAUCAGCGCCGCACCGACUUCCCCUGGAAUCUCUGAAGCAUUUGGACAGGUUGCCGAGGCUACACUGAUUGCUCUUGAAUCGCUCAAGGGGUCUUUCAAUGUCAGGACCGCAGGAAGAUUCGCAUUUUCUCGCCUGGUUGGCAUUGUUGGACUGAGAUUGCUCCCCCAGUUGCCAAGGUGGAUUGAUGGACUCUUGACGGAGACAUCUUCCAAAGAUGAGAUGGCACUCUUCCUACGGUUGCUAGAUCAGAUUAUAUAUGGUUUCAAAACAGAAAUAUAUGGGAUACUUGAUACUCUCCUUACGCCUUUCUUACAGCGGGUCUUUGCUGGAAUUUCGCAAUCUACGGCAGGAACAGACGAUGAAAUACAAUUGGCAGAGCUGAAGCGGGAAUAUCUAAGUUUCCUGUUGGCAUUGUUACAGAACGACCUCGGUUCUGUUCUUGUCAGCCAAGCAAAUCAAUCGAUAUUUGAUUCCGUCAUCACCACCAUUGAACAUUUCAUUAAAGAUAUCGACGACCCCACGACAGCCAAGAUGGCGUUCUCUGUCCUUUCAAAGAUGGCUAAUGCUUGGGGCGGUUCGGAAACAGCCAAGGACGGUGCUACACAGAGUGCUAUACCAGGGUUCAAUCAGUUUAUGUUCACGCGGUUCUCUCCGUUGUCCUGGGCGCUACCAAGCUCUGCUGGAUUUAACUCCAAGGAUGGUCAAGCCAGACAGGUUUUGCAAGAAGCUGGAGGGCUACAGCAAACGAUCUAUGCUAAGGCUGGCUCGGAGUAUAUUGAUUAUCUUCGCGGUCAAGAGCUUCCUGGAAUGGGCAUGGGACCGGACCUAGUCGGAGAAUACUUGAAUGCUCUGACUCAAUUAGACAACAAAGGGUUCCGUUCCUUUUUCCUGUCUUUUAUCCAACGCCUCAGCUCUUGA
Messenger RNA from Talaromyces atroroseus, 4752 nucleotides. RefSeq lists its product as hypothetical. The record is from RefSeq and is a predicted model, not a curated record. Lineage: Eukaryota; Fungi; Ascomycota; Eurotiomycetes; Eurotiales; Trichocomaceae. Gene Ontology annotation, molecular function: small GTPase binding; tRNA binding; D-xylulokinase activity. Gene Ontology annotation, biological process: D-xylose metabolic process; tRNA re-export from nucleus. Gene Ontology annotation, cellular component: nuclear matrix; cytoplasm; nuclear pore. The coding region runs from base 1 to 4752 and encodes 1583 amino acids. The transcript is spliced from 7 exons.